This is a messenger RNA of Xenia sp. Carnegie-2017, 1965 nucleotides long. Its product is annotated as zinc finger MYM-type protein 1-like. The record is from RefSeq and is a predicted model, not a curated record. Lineage: Eukaryota; Metazoa; Cnidaria; Anthozoa; Malacalcyonacea; Xeniidae. The coding region runs from base 347 to 1279 and encodes 310 amino acids. The transcript is spliced from 4 exons.
UGCAUUUCUGGUGCCAGGCAUUACGCAGUUUAGUCGGGCUCUGAAAAUUCAGCCCGACCAAGUAGUAAAAUCUAUAGUGGGAUUAUCUGCAAUCUGAUUGGUUGACAGCAACUGAGCAAACUCAAAUGCGCUGUUUCGCAACAUCUAGUCGGGCUCUGAAAAUUCAGCCCGACCAAUACAAGUGAUAAAGUCUAUAGUGGGAAUAUCUGUAAUCUGAUUGGUUGAGAGGUAGCUGUGAACACACUCAAACGUUUAACAACAUCUUGUCGGGUUCAUUUUCAAAAGCGUGACUGGAAUUUUGAGCUUUCGAAAUAUACGUUCGGAAAUCGUGAUAACUUACAUUACAAUGGCUUCGGCUAAUGAAAUCGAUAUAAUAAGUGAACUACAAAAGAAACCCUUUUCUGUUCGACAAUCAGGCGAGCAAAAUAUACUCGUAAAGCAGCGGCCAAUUCCAAAUUUACAAGCGACUACAGGCAAUAGAAGCUUUCAGGAAAGUUGGUACUCGAAGAAAGAUUGGCUUUGUUGUAGCUCAGAAAAGAAUGCAUUGUUCUGUUGGCCUUGUCUUUUAUUUUGCCCUGGAUCGUCAUCUUCAUGGACGCAGACGGGAUUCAAAAACAUGAAGAAUUUCCUAUCCGAUUGUAAGAAGCAUGAGAAGGCAAAAUCGCACAUGGGUGCCUACAAGACCUGGAAGACCUACGGUUUUCAGCCUCGUAUCGACUGUCUCAUGUCACAAACUAGACGUGAAGAGAUUCAGCGUCAUAACGAGGAGGUAAGGCAAAACAGGGAAAUGUUGAAAACCAUAACAGAAGCUGUUUUAUACUUGUCUAGGCAAGAGCUUGCAUUUAGGGGGCAUGAUGAAUCUAGUAGCAGCAUGAAUAGAGGAAAUUAUAGAGAGCUACUUGAAAGUUUUGCCAAGAUGGAUUCUGUUUUUGAAAGGCGAUUACAUGGAAGGCUUGCUGAAACCCACCUUGCUGGGGGAGGGCGGUUUACUGGAGUCUCUCCUGAUAUUCAGAAUGAUUUGAUUGAUUGUCUUGAUAAGAUAAUAGAGGAUGAGAUUUUAAAGGAAAUAUAUUGCUGCACUUUCUUAAGUAUACAGGUUGAUGAGGCAACUGAUGUUUCUACCAAAGAACAAUUGAGUGUAAUUGUUCGAAUGGACAAAGGGGAAAGUGUCAUUGAAAGACAGCUUGGGUUUGUUGAUGUUAGUUGUGAUAGGACUGCAACUGCUAUAUCAUCAGUGGUUAAGGGUUUGAGAGAUUCAAGGCCUUUGUUGCUUCUCUGAGAAAUGAUACAGAAUAUUGUCAGGUGUACGACCUGGCUGUUGAGAAAGUGGGACCACCAGUAACCAGGAUUUCCAUUCACAAAGACAUACUGUCAGAGAAAGAAGACGCCAACACAUUGCAUGAUGAGGUAGUAAAGAAGUUCAUUGAAAAACCACGAAGACUUGCUUUCUUAUACAAAUAGGGAGUCUAAAUUCGGAAAAUUUUCUCGCUCGGCGCCAACCAUGGUGGCGCCUCGUGAGCCCGACCAAAUGUUUUUCGCUAGCUACGCCACUGCAUUCCUUUGCCCUUGAAAUAUUGUUCUUUGUUGAUAAUUAAAGCUAUUGGUAAACAAAUGCUGUAUUGAUACUCCUCGUUCCUUGUUGACAAUUAACAGUUCUUUAAACAUUAAUGUAUAGAUAGCUAUAAAAGAAUGAAUGGACACAGUUUUGCUCUCGUAUGAAAAUCGAAAAUCUUAGUUAACAUGCAUAUUAUGACUUUGACAUGCCACCAUUUGUAAUGCGAUAAGACAAUACUAAUAAAAGGCUAAAUACAAACAUAUUCCGUACAGAUUUAGGAUUUUAUCACUCAAGGUUUUCCAUUCCCCGAUUACCCAUUUGUUGUUUUACAGAUAACGUCUGCCAUCACGUGUUCAAACGUCACAAUUGUGAUGUUAAUUUUGUUCUUUAAAAACCAAUAAUAAGCAAAU